This is a messenger RNA of Rhinichthys klamathensis goyatoka, 2375 nucleotides long. RefSeq names its product Scm polycomb group protein like 4 (gene scml4). NCBI's taxonomy places the organism in Eukaryota, Metazoa, Chordata, Actinopteri, Cypriniformes, Leuciscidae. The transcript is spliced from 9 exons. The record is from RefSeq and is a predicted model, not a curated record. The coding region runs from base 406 to 1842 and encodes 478 amino acids. Gene Ontology annotation, molecular function: protein binding.
CUAUUUAUGCAAUAGAUUUUGGGAUACAGUCGGAUAUCCUGUGUGGGUGUUUUACUCUACAUCGUUUUGCAUACCUAGGCGAAAUAUAUAAACGUUUCACCAUACGCCCCCGUGCCUAGCCAUUUAAUUAGAUCCCCGGGGUGCGGAUCAGUUUGGCACCGUGUCUGCGUGCAAGCGAAACCGGCAGUUUUUUUUUUUUUUUUUUUUGCUCUCGGAGCCCUGGCCGCGGUCCUCGCGCUGAAUUCACUUCUGCACCGGCGGCGCGGGAAGAAAAUCGAGCCCGCAGUCGAGCUGCUGCUGUUGGGGUAAAGUGUUCUGCACGACUCGGACAGACGGCAAUCCAAGCGUUGCAGCCGCCGACAAGCAGAGUGUAAUGUUUUGGUCGAUGCGCGAGUCGCUGUGGGAAUGAGACUGCGAGGCAGGGAUUUGGAGGAUUCCACUGUCUCCUGGAUACCAAGCGUCCUGGGUGUGCAGAGCGUCAGGCUCCGCCUUCGCCUUGAUCGCCGUGACGACAGGGGGAGGGGCCUUUGGCAACUGGUUGACCUGGGAGAGGAAGCGCAGAGUGGGCACCGGAUACGUGAUAGGACACCUCCUACUUGUUCACAAAGUCUGAUGAGUAUUCCUGCUGCUGCAUCAGUUCAGUCAGGAGGUGGAGAGAUGCAAUCACCUGGGGCCAUUAGCCCUUCAUUCCUCCCGCCCCCAAGUGGAAAAGUUCCAGGUCGCAAGAGGGGUCGUCCACCCCUGAAGAGGCACCCGGAAUAUCAGAGUCGCUAUCCAGAAUCCCUCCCACCCAUUAAAGUGCCUAAGAAAAGAGGAAGGAAGCCUGGCUUUAAGCUGAAGUCUCGCUUGAUGACUCCCCUGGCUAUCUCUCCUCCCAGCAGCACCCCAGAGCCAGACAUGAGCUCAAUCCCCCAGGACGCUGCUACUAUCCCCCACUCAGCCACCCCGCAGGUCCUCACAGUGUGUAUUUACGUGAAUAAGCAGGUGAACACGGGUCCUAACCUGGACAGGCAGAAGGUGCUGCAGCUGCCGGAUCACUUGGGUCCCGCCAGGCCCUCUGUGGUGCUGCAGCAGGCGGUACAGGGCUGCAUCGACAGUGCGUUUCAACAGAAAGCUGUCUUCACCUUGCUUACAGAGGGCUAUGGAGGAGAAAAGAUCUCAGCCACCUUUGAUGGUAAACAGCAUCUGUUGAGUUUGCCAGUGGUCAACAGUGUAGGUUAUGUUCUACGCUUCCUCAAAAAGUUGUGCCGAAGCCUGAUGUGUGAGAACCUCUUCAGUGACCAGCCCAUCGCUCCUUCAUCGUCCCCCUCCUCUUCUUCCUCAUUCCACACUGAAAAGCACUCAGAUGGACAGCCCAAGUCAACAGACUCGAUGGUGGAUGAUUACCAUGGCGAUUCAAUGGACCCUAAGCGCUAUUCUGUUGACCCCAGCGACUCUGCUUUUGGAGCGAUGUCCUCACCGUACACAGCAAGUAAACCUGCAUAUGGUUUUCGUUCUGGCCCUGUCUACUCUGGAGGUGUGUGCAGGCAGGCAGCCAGUCCCAGCACAUUCCAGGAAGGAAACAGAAGUGCCUACAGUCCAUCCCCAGAUGGAGGGGAGGCGAAGCCCCCACCCAGUAAGGAUCCCUCCAGGUGGAGCGUGGAUGAGGUGGUGUGGUUUAUCAAAGAUGCAGAUCCUCAAGCGCUGGGCCCUCACGUGGAUCUCUUCAGAAAACAUGAGAUUGAUGGGGAUGCUCUUCUUCUCCUGAAGAGUGACAUGAUCAUGAAGUACCUGGGACUCAAGCUGGGCCCGGCUCUCAAGCUUUGCUACCACAUUGACAAGCUAAAACAGAACAAGUUCUGACCGGUCUCUGCACCUUACACACACACACACACACACACACAGAUGGAUUCACUCACAGUAUUUACUCUCACUCUCAUUUGUUGUAGUACUGGACGUUUUUAUCGCCCAUUCUUUGGUCAUUCAAGGACAAGCACCAGAGCAUUGUUUUUUACUUGUGUGGUUUGUCUGCCUGUAUAUUGGGACAUUUCACUGACCAGAACAUUUGCUUGUUCUAAUUUUAAGUGUGCAAGCGUUUUAUUGAUUACUUGAUUGAUAUCUGAACACUGCUCUAAUCAAAAGGCAAGUCAUCUCAGCUGCUUUCUGGGAUUUGAGUUUUUAUUCUCAAGUGAGAGUGCAGAUGAAUUAGAACUGUAAAUCAUCCUUCUUCAAAUGGACGGAGUUGUAACAAACGUAUUAGGUCACAGUACUCGCUCCCAUUUUUACAGAGCCAUGGACUGUGACUAAAACCCUGUGAACUUCAGCCACCUGCUGGUAAAGUGGAGUCACUUCAACUCUGUGACACUUUCCCCCUGUUCUAACCAGGAACCAUUCAG